Molecule: messenger RNA, 1219 nt
Organism: Paramormyrops kingsleyae
Lineage: Eukaryota; Metazoa; Chordata; Actinopteri; Osteoglossiformes; Mormyridae
Source: RefSeq, a predicted model, not a curated record
AGAUAUAUCACAUUAUCGUACUUGCUUAUAGUGUAAACGGAUUCCUUAUUAAUGGCAGUAAUAUUAUUCUGGGUUACGUCGAUUUUGUUUUUCCGGUAUCGACGUCAUCAAACCGCGCCGGAAUAAACCCGGAUUGGUGUUUAUUCUCAUCACUGAAGUACUGAAGAAGGAUGUCUGGGAGCUUUUAUUUUGUCAUAGUUGGACACCAUGACAAUCCGGUGUUUGAAAUGGAGUUUCUGCCUCCAGGUAAAUCAGAAUCCAAGGACGACCACCGACACUUGAACCAGUUCAUCGCUCACGCAGCGCUCGACCUGGUGGAUGAAAACAUGUGGCUCUCCAACAACAUGUACCUGAAGACCGUGGAUAAGUUCAACGAGUGGCUUGUUUCCGCUUUUGUCACAGCUGGACAUAUGCGAUUCAUCAUGCUUCACGACGUAAGGCAAGAAGACGGAAUUAAGAACUUUUUUAAUGACGUGUAUGAUUUAUAUAUCAAGUUUGCAAUGAAUCCUUUUUACGAGCCAAACACUCCCAUCCGCUCCACGGCAUUUGACAGGAAAGUACAAUUCCUGGGAAAGAAGCAUCUCCUCAGCUGAGCCAGAGCUGCGGCUGGACAAGCAGGAAGCAGAUCCAGAGUCCUUAAGAAUCACUUCUAUUAUCUGCCUGUGUUCUUUAUAAUUCAUCAACACUGGUAUUUCAGCGUCGUGUAACUAAGUGAGAAACGUUUGAAUUUCAACGUUUCAAUGAAUCAGUUCAUCAGAUGAAUAUCUCUGCUUUGGUACAUGUAUAUAAAUUACAUUUAUUGAAACUGAUUUACACACAACAGGGGAAUUCCUGCUGUAUUUGUGUUUUUUUUUUGCACUUAGUUUAAUCAGGUUAAUUUCAUGUGUACUGUACCUUAUAAUUAAAUGUAGUAAUGGGCAAAACUUAUGACCAGGAAAAUUCUUACCUCCUGCUACCUUCACAAACUCUUCAGUUUAGUGUUAACCAUUAUUAUCCAGAGGUCAUUUUGACUAGAGUUGUGUGCAAUAACAGCUUAACCUUUAUUCUUUCUAUUUUUGUGGGACUUUCCACCCAUCGUGAUCUUGACAGAAUUCAUUGUAUGUAUUUUUUUGGAAACCCUGAACACAUUAUUUCCAUCUGAAUGACUUCUCUAUAUAAUCCCUCACAUUGGCAUUGGAAAUCUGUAUGAUUGGUCAUCUCAAUAAAUAAAGAAAACAAA